UGUCAGUAAGCUCCAGUGUUGGGGCCUGGGUGUUCCGCUGUUGAGUUGUUCUUCCUUCUAUUCAAUUAAUGGUCUCAACGACCUGGAUCAUGGUGGAGGGGGGACCCCCCUGUAGAUAGCCAUAACGAUCAAACAUGGGUCUUCACCGAAUCAAAAUUCUAUGGCUGCUUGCUCUUCGGUUAGGCACUUGGGUGUUCCGCGUACGUCCUUCUUCAGAAAAGUAGUCCAAUUUACAGAGUAGAAGGUGCCCCUGUAACCCUGUUCUUGGUUAUUUGGGUGCUCUCUGCAAAACCAAGCUGAACUGGGUACCUGCUUUUGUGUUUUAUCAUCAAUCAGGGAUGCCCUUACUUUUGUUAGAUAUUAAUUGUUGUUUUCUAGGAACAACUAUCGAAAGAGCUCUACAACUUCUUUAUUAAUUUGGAUAUCUUUUACAGUUCAAGUCUCUGCUACCCCAUUUACCUCUUUUGCUUUUCGGUUUACUUGGUUUGAACUUUGAAGCUUCAGCUAUGGGGACCGCCCUGCUUGUGUCAUUCUUCGUUUCGAUGUGGGUCCUCCUCAGUGGCUUUGUUUACUGCCAAAGACCUGCAGUUGUAAACGUUGGUGCGGUUUUCACUUAUGAUUCGGUUAUCGGUAGAGAUGCCAAGGUAGCUAUGGAAGCUGCCGUGGCCGAUAUCAAUGCGGAUCAGAGCAUUCUCAAUGGAACUCGACUGAACUUAAUAAUGGCAGAUGCGCAAUGUAAUGUUUUCUUGGGCUCUAUUGGAGCUUUUCAGGUACUUGAGAAAGAAGCGGUGGCCAUAAUUGGCCCACAAUCCUCUACAAUAGCCCAUAUGAUUUCGUUUAUUGCCAAUGGACUUCAAGUGCCUCUUAUCUCAUAUGCUUCCACAGACCCAAGUCUCUCUGCCCUUCAAUUCCCUUUCUUUGUGCGGAGCACACAAAGUGAUGCUUACCAGAUGACUGCCAUGGCUGAUUUGAUUGGUUAUUAUGGUUGGAGAGAGGUCAUUGCUAUCUUUGCUGAUGAUGAAUAUGGAAGAAGUGGAAUAUCUUCUUUAGAUAAUGAACUCACAAAGCAAAUGUCAAAGAUUUCUUAUAAACUGGCCUGGCCCACUGGAUCCAAUCUUAGCUACAUCACUGAUUUGCUCAAUAAAACCAAAUUGAUUGGGACUCGUGUUUUUGUUGUUCAUGCUAAUCCUGACUCAGGUAUUGCAAUCUUCUCUGUGGCCCAAGAUCUUCAAAUGAUGACCAAUGGCUAUGUGUGGAUUGCAACAGAUUGGCUUUGUGCUACUCUAGAUUCCUCUCCACUCAUGAACCAAACAUCACUUCAAAACCUGCAAGGAGUAGUUGGGCUUUGCCAGCAUACUCCACAAUCCUUGCGGAAGAAGGCUUUUGUGUCUCGAUGGAAACAUAUGUUCCAGAAAGGUCUUGUAAGCUAUGGAUUGAAUACAUAUGGACUUUAUGCAUAUGACACGGUUUGGGCUGUUGCACGUUCUAUUGAUGAUUUUUUGAAUGAUUAUGGCAACAUCACAUUUUCAUUUAAUAAGGCAUUACGUGGUAUGCAAACAUCGUCUCUGAAGCUGGGAAAACUAAGAACAUUUGAUGGUGGUACUCUUCUACGAAGCAAAUUACUGCAAAUGAAUUUCACAGGUUUAACAGGGCCAGUUCGAUUUGAUUCAGACAGGAACCUUAUUGGAGCUGGUUAUGACAUCAUUAAUAUUGAUGAGAAAACAAUUCGAAGGAUUGGUUAUUGGUCUAAUUAUUCGGGCCUUUCAGUUGUGCCCCCAGAGACAUUAAAGAGGGGACAGCGUCAUGGUUCCCUUUUAGACCAGAAACUCAAAAAUGUCACCUGGCCUGGCAAGAGGACUGAAAAACCACGUGGAUGGGUGAUUGGAGACAAUGGAAGGCCUUUGAGAAUUGGAGUCCCAUAUAGGGCUAGUUUUGUUGAAUUUGUAACAGAAAUUCAUGGCACCAAAGAUUUCCAAGGAUACUGUAUUGAUGUUUUCACUGCAGCACGGGAAUUAGUCCCCUAUGACAUUCCUUACAAAUUUGUGGCUUUUGGGGAUGGCAAGUCCAAUCCCAGUUAUGAUGAGUUUGUGAGAAUGGUUGCGGAAAAUGUGAUUGAUGGAGCUGUGGGAGACAUUACUAUUGUCACUAACCGAAUGAAGAUUACUGACUUUACUCAGCCUUAUGCGGCUACAGGCCUUGUCAUAGUAGCUCCCAUCAGCAAUGGGAAGUCAAGUGCUUGGGUGUUCCUUAAGCCAUUCACAGUGGAUAUGUGGUGUGUUACUGCAUCAUUUUUCAUCUUGAUUGGGGUAGUUAUUUGGAUUUUGGAGCAUCGAAUUAAUGAUGAUUUCCGGGGGCCACCUAGACGGCAGCUCAUAACUAUGUUCUUGUUUAGCUUCUCAACCCUUUUUAAGACAAACAAAGAACAAACUUUGAGUGCACUAGGGCGUAUGGUAAUGAUGGUAUGGCUUUUCCUGUUGAUGGUGAUCACAUCAAGCUACACAGCAAACUUGACUUCAAUUCUUACAAUCCAGAAGCUGACAUCACCCAUUACAGGACUAGACAGUUUGACCACAAGCAGAUGGCCAAUUGGAUAUCAAGUAGGAUCAUUUGCUCGGAGCUAUAUGAUAGACAAUUUUAACAUACCUGAGUCAAGGCUGGUUUCUCUUGGAAGUCCAGAAGAUUAUGAACGAGCACUGAGGCUUGGGCCGGGGAAUGGAGGGGUGGCAGCAAUUGUAGAUGAGCUUCCAUAUGUAGAGCUGUUUUUGUCAAACCGAACUGACUUUGGGAUUGUCGGCGAGAUGUUUACCAAGAAUGGAUGGGGAUUUGCUUUCCCAAGAGACUCUCCUCUUGCCAUUGACAUGUCUACAGCUAUUCUGAGGCUUUCUGAGAAUGGUGAACUCCACAAGAUCCAUAAGAAGUGGUUUUGUCAGAUGGGUUGCACUGAAGGACAAGGACACCAAUCCAAGUCUAACCAACUGCAUAUGAUCAGCUUCUGGGGUCUUUUUCUUUUAUGUGGGAUCGUUACAAUCAUUGCAUUGCUUGUGUUUCUUGCUCGGAUGGUUCGUCAAUUUGUUCAAUACAAACGGAAACAGAGGGACCUUUCUUCUGCCUCAUCUUCUGAGUCUUCAAGUGCUCAUUGUUCUCAGAUCAUUUAUAAUUUCUUUGAUUUUAUAGAUGAGAAGGAGGAAGCUACAAAAAAAAUGUUCAAGCAGUGUGACAAUCCUCAGCCUCAGGCAAGCUGAUUAACACUGAAGAUAUAUCAAGGGAAUUGAUGAGAUUGGUCCAUUCACUGAACCUAGGACAAACCGGCCUUGAAAAAGAUCAAUGCUUCAUUGGGACUUGCUAUUACAAGCAAACUUGUAAAUGCUCAUGUAUAGUAUACAGCUGUUAGAUUUAAGGUACAAAAGGUAUCAUAUGGUUUGAUAAUUUGGCAUUGGUGGGACAUUUCUGUGUAAAACUCAUAAGUGAUACUUUUCUGGGUUAUCUGCAACUCUAAAUCCAGAUGUGAAGCAUGUAAUUACUCAUUUCUGUAGUGUUACAAGUGUGAUAAGUAGGAUGCUGCUGCUAGUGUAAUAUUUCGGUGAUUUCAUUUCAUUUCCUUA
Nelumbo nucifera (sacred lotus) is the source of this 3602-nucleotide messenger RNA. Its product is annotated as glutamate receptor 3.7-like. NCBI's taxonomy places the organism in Eukaryota, Viridiplantae, Streptophyta, Magnoliopsida, Proteales, Nelumbonaceae. The record is from RefSeq and is a predicted model, not a curated record. Gene Ontology annotation, molecular function: ligand-gated monoatomic ion channel activity. Gene Ontology annotation, cellular component: membrane.